Neocloeon triangulifer is the source of this 1138-nucleotide messenger RNA. Its product is annotated as cuticle protein 21-like. The coding region runs from base 1 to 822 and encodes 273 amino acids. Gene Ontology annotation, cellular component: extracellular matrix. The record is from RefSeq and is a predicted model, not a curated record. NCBI's taxonomy places the organism in Eukaryota, Metazoa, Arthropoda, Insecta, Ephemeroptera, Baetidae. The transcript is spliced from 2 exons.
AUGGCAUUCAAAUUCGUCGCCUUCGCCGCCUUCGUGGCCGUCGCCCGCGCUGGGGUUGUCCCCGCUUACUCUGCCGCCCCCGUGGCCUAUGCCGCCCCCGCUGUGGCUAAGAUCGCCGCCCCCGUGGCUUAUGCCGCCCCCGCAGCUUACCCUGCCUACUCUGCCUACUCCGCCCCCGUGGCCAAGGUUGCCGCUCCUCUGGCCUAUGCCGCCCCCGCCUAUGCCUCCCCCGCCUACGCUGCCCCCAUCGCCAAGUACGCCGCUGCCCCCGUCGCCUACGCCGCCCCCGUCGCUAAGGCCGUCGUCGCCGCCCCCGCCCUCGCCAAGGUCGCCGUCGACACCGACUACGACCCCAACCCUCAGUACUCCUACGCCUACGAUGUCCAGGAUGUCCUGACCGGAGACAGCAAGUCUCAGCAGGAGAGCCGCAACGGUGACGUCGUCCAGGGCUCUUACUCCCUGGUGGAGCCCGACGGCAGCCGUCGCACCGUCGAGUACACCGCUGACCCCGUCAACGGAUUCAACGCCGUCGUCCACAAGGAUGCCGCCGUCACCAAGGCCGUCGUUGCCGCCCCCGCUGUGGCCAAGAUCGCCGCCCCCGUGGCUUAUGCCGCCGCCCCCGCCUACAAGGUUGCCGCCCCCGUGGCCUAUGCCGCCGCCCCCGCCUACAAGGUCGCUGCCCCCGUGGCCUAUGCCGCCCCCGCCUACGCCCACGCUCCCGUCGCUGCCUACGCCGCCCCCAUCGCUAAGGUCGCUGCCCCCGUGGCUUAUGCCGCCCCCGCCUAUGGCGCUCCCCUCGCCGCCAAGGCCUACCUGGGUUAAGCUGCUGCACUGAGGAAACUGCCAAAAAUGUCAUAAAAUCAUCUCAGACCUCACCGAGCGCCUUUUCCUGAACUGUCAAACUUUUCCGUUGCAUUUCCAUUUUUUGUACAGAACGCAAUCAGCAUCGUUCUCAUCGGACAAAUCCUCCUUUUUUAUGUAAUUUAUGUAAGUGUCUGUUGUAUUGCCUUUGUUGCCCUAAAUGGAAAUAAAUAAAAUGUGUAUAUACAAAGAAAAAAAAAUUACAUUUCUCUUCUCAAUCACAUAAAAAAAAAUAAUAAUAAAUAGCUUUUGAUCCACUCAUAUAAAUAAAGCUAAU